AGAACAUCUUUAAACUUCGUGUAUUUGUUUAUCGUUGUCCUUGACUGUCAAUAUCAUUUCCCAUUACCGCAUCUUCCGGCAUUGGUGACUUCAUUUGGUUCACCUCAGUGACCUACGAAAUCAGCUCCCGCCUAUCGACGCAACUAUAUUGGCGACACAUCGGCAGGACGUCCAAAAAGAUCAGAAGAGUCGAGUGCACUGGAAAGCAGAAGUUAAAGAAAGAAGUGGCCAAGUCGUGCAAUCUUGGAGAUUUCUUUGGGAGAGAAAAAACAGAUACAACAAGGGAGCAGCGAGACGUGUGGUGCCGGGAAAGAAGCGAAAAAGGGACCACAGGGAUCGGCACUGCCAAGUGAUAACCGAUAUCGGUCAAGGAUUUGCGGCACAAACAAAACGAUUACGCAUCGACACAAAGGGAGGACAACGUAGAUCGAUUACCUCCACUCAUCAUUCCUUUCGACACAGCUUGACACAUCUCUUCACCUCGACAUCCCGUUCUUUUUUUGCCACUUUGGGUAUUUCGUUCACUAUAGAAUUUCAACGUUCUUGAGAAUACUCGUUGUACCGCUUCUCGCAUCAUCAUAGGCGCAACUGUAGCAAUUACAUUCAGUCUCGCGAAGCUAGGGAAAAGAGAAACAGUCUCAUCUUCCCAAGCUUUGCGCAAAGCACACAUCCCCUAAACGCGGUAUGGCUCGACCCAUCCGACCAGCACCCGGACCAACUACGCCCAGCGCAGGUCCUUCAACGUCAUUACGCACAUCUGCACGAACCCAUCGUCAAUCAGCAUCUACCUCCGUCACUUCAACAUCGACAUCGGCUUUAACACCAGGUCCCUCGACACCUGCCUCAGACGGGACGGGAGCUAGAAAUGUAUCAGCAAGGAGAGCGCCGGCUGUGGAAGCGAAGACGCAUGGAUUAAGAAGUACGGGAAGUUCGGUGGAAAGAACACCAUGUCCAUUUCCGGCGCAGUUUGGAGGAAGGGCAAACUGUGGAAUAGCAGAAGAGGAUGAAGCAGAUGAAGUUUUGAUGGGUAUUUUAUCAGCAAUUGCUUUUUAUGACAACCGUGCUUUGUCAGUCGAAGAGAUUGCUUUGACUUGCUUCCAGCAAGGCUGGCUACGACCACCAUCUGCUGCCAUCGAGCCCACCACGCCCAUCAACAACGCUAUUCGAUCAUAUAUCAAACGUUGUGAAAAGGCCAAGCGGCACUGUCUUUUGGCCAAGUACCAGCUUGCCGGCUCCGUUGUCGAAUCUGUUCUAGAGGUUGCUCUACAUCCCGAUGCUUUCAAUGGCUCUACUAGACCGAGAGGAGCUGUUUGGUUCCUUUUGAGCGGAUCUGGUGCGGGUUCUGGCAAGGCCAAGUGGAAGAGCCCGUUUGAGGGUCUGGAGAUUCCCAAAAUGCCCCCGCGGAAACCGGCGCCCAAGAAACAAAAAGAGAAUAAACGAGUGGAUGAGAAGAAGCAAGCGGUCAGGGAGAAGAGCAAGGACAAGGCUUUAGCUCCUGUGAAGAUCAGAUUGGUCCUUGCCGGAGGAAAUGGUGAGGAAGAGUCUCAGAGUGAGAAGUCAAGGUCACGGAGCGUGAGCGUGAGCAAAGAUAGUAUCAUAAGUGAAGUCAAGGUGGAACCUGUAUCCAAGCAUGAGGGGACUGCGCCAAGGCGAUACGAUUCAUCGUCAGAUAGCGACACUAGCGAUUCCGAUAUAGAAAUUGACAGCUCAUCCCGACUCCAAUCCUCUCGCCCAAUGCGAAAAGGUCCACCGCCACCACUUGUCAUGAAUGGGUCACCGCGAGUUUUUGGUUCAUCUCGCUUAUCGCAACAACCUCCCUUUGUCGAUCUCUUCUUCCCUUCUCCUGCUAUCAAUACUUUCGCCCCUCCUCAUACGUCCCCUUUUCCUUCACAUUCGCUGGAUAACACCACUUGGACAGCUCGAUAUGACCACAAUCAACGCCAUCUUGACUACUCGAGCUCAAGUGAGGAAGACGAAGUUGUUGACCUGGAAUGGGGUGUGGCGUCUGAUGUCAUUAUACGAGACAGUGUGGAGGAUGAAACCAAAGCAGCUUGGUCGUUGGAAGAUGAAGCCAAGGUCAAGGAAGCGACGGAUGCUUUGAGAGUUUUGUUUCCUUUGGAGGAGCCAGAGGAAGAUAUUGGGUUGGGAAAAGGGUUUGAGCUAAUUCAAAGUGAAUCGCGUCCGACAGGGACAGAUUCGCCUAGUAUCAGUGAACCGGGAUCUAUCGCGACAUCUGCUACCGCUCGAAACAGUUUUCGUAACAAACUGAAAGCUAUCGACGCCGGUGGUCUUCCUCUUAAUGAUUGGGUGGUUAAUUCGAGCCCUAUUCCCUCUCCCAACGUCCGACCGUUCAAAGCUUUUCACCAAGCUCCCCCGGUCGAUUUCAGCCCUACUCAGCACUUUUCUAAAUUGCGAGGUUCGUUCGAUCCGGACGAGAAUAUGGAUGUGGAUGAUGAGCCAUGGCUGGACGAAACUGGAGAAUUGCCUGUUAAGGCGGAGGAUACCUUUUCAGAUGUCGAUCUAAAUUCCACCAUCGACGAGAUUGCUUCACCUGAACACGACCGUCGUCUUCAUACCGCUCUUUGGGCGCAAGAAGCUGCUGCUACAAUUCGAGUCAAGGCCGAACCCGAAGACUUCCCCACUCCUUCUUCUAUCGAAGAUGAGCCGAUGCAAUCCUCUCGUGCGAGUUCGACACCUUCCUAUGGACCAAGUGACGGGCCAGAUUACGAUGAUAUUGGGAUGGAGAGCGUGGCGGACGAGAAGAUUUUGGGUCCGGAGAGUGUUAGCGUGGAGGAACUUGAUGGGUGGUUACCGACAGUCAAGACAGAGCGGACACCACAUAGAGGAAGACCGAGAAAAGGGGGGAAGGACAAGUCUGAUGGACAGAAAUUGGGUUGCUGGGGAGGAAUUGGUGUAUGUUCGUCUGGCAAGCGGGCGACGCGUUCACAUACGGCCACAUCAACUGCCACACGCAGACGAAAGUCAAAAUCAUGUUUCGAGCGUCUCACUCCGGUGAGCGACUCAGGUUCCGGGUUGGCGACAGCAGCAGGCGGGGAAGAUGAGAAUGAGGUUGACGAUGCGAUCGGUACCGAAGAUCUGGAAAAAGCGCGGGUUGAAGCUGACGCACGUGAGGAAGAGCACCGUAAAGCCUGCAAGGAGAAAGCCGAGCGACACCGUGUCAUGCUUGAAGCUUAUCGUCAAACUGUCCGAGCCGAGUUAUCCGAUACCGACAUCACUCCUAGUCCUUGGGAAGCACCCAGUAGCGCUACACCAUGGGGUUCGAGCUCGACGGAUUCUCUUCAGUUACCGACACCGGGGGCGUUGAGUCCAAUGGUGCUGCAUAGCGUCUCAAACUCGAGUCUGGCAACUCCGGGAGAAGGUCAACAUAUGAUGUCUGUUGACCCGAAAGCGCUGGUUUCUCCGCCUUUACAGAGUGUGUUUGGGCAGGGAAUUAGUGGGAAACGUGAUUUAGGUAUGGGUUUAGGGGUGGGCAUGUUGGACGCGGCAUUGACUCAACAAGAGGUGGAUGACAUUAUGGGUACGAGCUCUGCGUCUACGACAGCGCCUUACUCUACAUCGGCAACGACUCCAGCGACACCUUCAACCUCGACCGCUUCGGCGCUUGCGCCGGCUUUACAGCGUCCAGCCACAUCAAGCCCCAUCUCGGGUUCAGCUCCAUCUUCUAGUGUACUUGCCCUUCAACCGACUCCGGUUCCGGUUAUUUCAGCUUCAGCGCCGAAUGAGAAGGGAAUAGCUAUAGUGGCUCUGCCAACGACCUUGUCUGAUAGCGCGCAGGCUUCUAGUACUCUUGUUACUGCUUCUACCGCUUCCGGACAACCCGUACACGUGCCGAAGCCCAUCGCGAAGAAUACUAAGCCCAUUCCUAGCUCUGCCACGCCGUCACGUAGCUCUACCCCGAGCACCGCCUCAAGUGGUAGUGGGAGCAGCCGUUCGGGAGGCAAAAUUGCAACGAUCACGAAACCGCUUUGUCCUGGUGUUGAUGCAUGUGUUGUGGAUAAUAUCCCUGUGUAUGCUCAUUUGUUUGAGGGAAGGAAUGGAUCAGGGAAGCAAGUUUUGUUGCGAAGGCUGGAUACCGAUUUUGUCAAUGCGAACGCCCUUCUCCAUGCGCUUGGUGUAUCUCCGUCUAAGCACUCUGAAUAUCUCGACCAUCCCAUUUCGCAAGCCCGUCUUGCCGCGAGACACAUUGUACAGUCGUCAACAUCAGGUAUGGAGUAUAGCAAUGGCGUCAGUGGAAUAUGGGUGCAUUUAAGUGAGGCAAGAGAAUUUGCGAGGAGGGCAAAGCUGGCCGGAGGAAGUUUGUUGGCGAGUGUAUUGAGAGAGGAUUUGUUCCAGCUUUUUGCAACUCUCGCUCAAAUCAAGCCUGAUCAUCCGCCUUCUGAAUCGUUUGGUUUACCGUUUGUCCCACGUCGACAAACACCGCCCACAUCCACCAUGUCUACCAAUUCUAAAUCCACUCCCAAUCUACCAUCUCUUUCGACCACGGCGUCAGCUCCGGCGGCUAACCAUAUCCGCUCUGCUCCCUCCGGCCUAUCUGCACCUAUAAACGGGCUUAAGGGACCGUUAGUGAGAACAGCACCUGCAACACCACCUGAUGGGUGCCCGCAGUCAAAGAGACGGCGAGCGACGAUUUCGAGUCCGUUGACAAAAAAGUCAGGGGUUGCAAUGGGAAGCGUGGCUUUAGCUCCUGCGCCAGCUAGCGCUGAGGUUGGGGAAGGGGCAAAGACAGGAGUGGCCGUAGGAGCAGGACCAGGAGCAGGGGUGCCGAAACCGACCCACACGACAGUGACAGCAGCGCAGAAGAGAGCAACGAGGGCUAGUUUUGGAGGUCUGCCAGUGAAACCUGCGAGCGGGUGAGGGGUAUAGUUGCAGUUGGCUUUCGACGUGUUUUUCAUCAGGGCGAGGGUGAAGGGAGAUUAUGCUCGCGGACGUCGGAAUAUAAAAACUUGGUUGUUACUCGUAGGGGAGGUAUCUGUUUCCAGUCUCCCACACCGCCAAUGUAAAGGUGUAGUACAUAUAUAUAGCUAUUCUCCUUGAAGAAUGAAUGAAC
This is a messenger RNA of Cryptococcus deneoformans JEC21, 5068 nucleotides long. RefSeq lists its product as hypothetical. The transcript has 7 exons. The record is from RefSeq and is a predicted model, not a curated record. Bases 685 to 4875 code for a protein of 1396 amino acids. Gene Ontology annotation, molecular function: DNA binding. NCBI's taxonomy places the organism in Eukaryota, Fungi, Basidiomycota, Tremellomycetes, Tremellales, Cryptococcaceae.